Molecule: messenger RNA, 856 nt
Organism: Nanorana parkeri
Lineage: Eukaryota; Metazoa; Chordata; Amphibia; Anura; Dicroglossidae
Product: tyrosine-protein phosphatase non-receptor type substrate 1-like
Exons: 3
Coding region: 1-855 (284 amino acids)
Source: RefSeq, a predicted model, not a curated record
AUGGAGCCCUUGCUGUCCGCUGAGGAUAUCACAGGACACGCGUCUCAUUCCGUUACCAAAAGUGGCAGAGUGUUCAACAUGACGUCUGAGCUUUCCUACACCCCGUCUGUCCGGGAUCAUGGUGCCAAGAUGGUGUGCGAGGUGAAGCACAAAGCCUUCCGAGGUUUGAGGAGACUGGAGAAACACAUAAAUGUAGUAGCCCGUCCUAACAAAAUGUACAUUACGAGUUCCCCUCUGGUCCCGCGGGCAGGGGAGAAGCUGGCUCUAAGCUGCAUCGUGGAGAAGUUUUAUCCAAAGCCGAUAGAGGUGAGCUGGGUGAAGAACCGUGAGGCGCUGACCGGUGUCACUCAGUACGGCCCCUUUCCCCGUGAUAAUGAUUAUUACAGUGUUUGGAACCAGAUCGAGUUCGUGCUGAGCGAGAAAGAUGACGGAGCCAUCUUCAUCUGCCAGAUCACACACAACAGCUUGGGAAGUCCGGCGGAGGUUUCUUACGAGAUCAACUUAAAAGGGAUGCCGCCAGAAGUCCAGUACAUAUCAGCCGACCCUCCGGAUCCUGGUGUUGGUGCGGAGACCCGACUCAGCUGUAUGAUUCAGAACUUCUUCCCUAUGGAUAUAGAGGUGGUCUGGCUCAGGAAUGGAGUUCAGCAGGACUUUGGGGUCUUCAACUCUCCCUGUGUGCAAAGCUCCCGAGGUCUUUAUUCGAUGUGCGCGAUGUUAAAGUUUAUUGCUCAGGCCGGGGAUCACGAGAGUGUUUUCACCUGUCGGGUGCAGCAUGUGGCUCUGAAAUCCUGCCAAGAGAGAACUUACACAUUGACUCUGUCUGGCUCUUCUGCAUCAUCAUCAAACGGAAGUUAAU